CGGGGCCAAUCCGAACCACACCAAACCGGAAAAUCAACCAACCUUUUCCUUUCCCCAUUUUCUCCACCCACGAACACGUCGUCUCCCCCUCCCAUCCCCCGCCGCCGCCUCCAUCCCUCCCUCCGUUCCCCCACCCCACCAAAACCCUAGCCGCCUCCGGCCCCAGCCCUCCCGCGCUCUCUCCCCCGCAGCCAAGGUCGCCCAGAUCCCCGGAGGCCCGGAUCCCUCGCGCGCUCUAGGGCUUCCGGGCCCCACCGCCCGCCCCGCAUCUGACUCGGUGGGGGUGUUCGGGCUAGGGUUGGCUCGCCAUGCCUCGGAGCUCGCGCCACAGGUCGCACCGGUCCCACAGGCGUGGAGGGUCCGCGGACCGGUCGGAGUCGGAGGGCGAGGAGGCGGCGUCGGCCGGCGCGCGGGAGGAGGUCGCGGCGGCUAGGGUUUCGCGAGAUCCCGAGUCCGAGAGGCGCCGCUCGUCGUCGGGGAAGGAGGCCGUGAGGUCGGGAAACGGGUACGCGGAUCACGGGAAGAAGAGGAAGGAUAGGGUCGAGGAAGCCGUGGUGGAUGUGGUUAGCGACCGGUGGAACAGCGGCGUCUGCGAGGAUCACGUGGUCGAUAAGAAGUCCAAGAGUGAGGUGCAUGGGACUGUCGAUGGGGAGAAACCGGCGGAUAAGUCCAAGGGAUCAGGGGAUGAGUCCAAGAGAACAAGCAGGCGGUCGGUGGUUUCGGAUGACAGGGUUGAGGAGGUUGUGUUGAAGAGCGACUCUGGGAAGCGGCGGUCAGAGAAGAAGGAUUUGGGGAGGAGAGAGAGUACUGGGCAGUACAAGGAUGACAGAAAUAGGGAGAGAGAGAAGGAGAGGGAAAGGGAAAGGGAAAAAGAAUGGGAGAGGCAGAAAGAGCGAGAUAGGGAAAGGAGUAGGGACAGAGAGCGGGAGAAGGAAAGGGAACGGGAGAAGGAGAGGGAGGAAUGGGCACGGGAGAAAGAUAGGGAUCGAGAGCGGGACAGGGAGCGAGAGAGACAAAAGGACCGGGAGAGGGACAAGAAAGACUAUGAUUCCAAGCAUGAGAGGUAUGAGGAUGGGAUUAGUAGGAAGGGUGUCUCAAAGGUAAACAGGAUGGAAGAGGAGGCUUAUUCAUAUAGGAGAGAUAUAGAGAUCAAUGAAAUUCCGUCAAAGGAGUAUUACAGUAAUCCCGAGAAGCAACCUGACAAACACAGCCGAAGAAAGGAUGAUUCUGAAGACACAGAUAAGUGGCCUGCUGACAAUAGAGACAGUGAUGAUAGAAAGACUCUGUCCAGAUAUGAACAUGGUAAAGCUAGGAAUUCUAAGGAACAAAGGUUUGAGGAUGACAAGUACAAAGAAAAGUACAAGGAUGACUAUGGAAGGGAUAGAAGACAACAAGAUGACAGGUUUCUUGAUGAGCGCACGACCCGAGAUCAUGAAAGUGAUAGGGCUGAUUAUAAGAGCGCUAAAGAUGGGCACAAAAGCUCAGAGAGCCAUUACAGAAAGGAUGCAGUUCAAGAUGGUGAUCAUUAUGAUGAUUAUGGCAGUAGGUAUAAGGAAAGUAGAGGGAGAAAAAGACCUCCUGAGGAAAAUGACGACCAAUAUGAUUUAAAGACUCCAAGUGCACGGGAUCGUGUAAAUUUGGAAAAAUCUUCAGGCAGUGGGCGUUUGGAUUCUCUGAUUGAGAGAGGAAGACCUGAUCGUAGUUCUAGUCCAAGUAAACUCCAUGCAAGAAGUUCACCCAGCCCAGGUUCUCAUCACGACAAAGAUCAAAGCCGUGGAUUGAUUUCCAGGCAUGGAUCUAAACCGACAGAUCAUCGAAAGAGAGAAAUACUGUGUGAUGAGAGAACUAUUCGACCAAGAACAUCUUCUGUGAGAGAAAGGACACCUGCCUCUAGACUUCGUGAUAGGGAUGCAGAAAAUUGGUCUUCAGAAAGGCUCAAACAGAAGGAUGAUCACCAGUCUCACAUCGUACCAUUGGAAAUCUCUACAUCGUCACAGUAUGACCGCACACCUCGGAAAGAUAAGCAUACUUCACCGAAGAAAUUAUCUGAAAAAUCUCCAUCUUCAGGCGACCAAAGGUUUUCAGGUAGGCUUAGUGAUGGGCGUAGUUUUGAUAAUAAAGGAGAAAGAAACAGCAUUACAAAAUACAGAGAUCGAGAUGGUGACCUGUCCCAAGAACGGUCACUUCAUCAAGAUCGCACACCAGCUAAAGUUCCGUUCAGGGAACCAACACCUUCUGGUUCAUCCAUAAGCAGAGGUGGCCAUUUUUCAGGCACUUCACCGAAUCAUUCUCUGCCACCCUCUGUGAGGCACAGAAGUGAUGAUUCUUCUUUCCUGGGUUCACAUGAUGAUGACCGUAGACCUCAAAGUGGAGAUAGGAGGUUCCAUGGCCAUCAAAAGAGGAAUGAUAUUAAUUCUGGACGUGGACAUGGACAUGCCUGGAACAAUCCACCAAACUGGCCUUCUCCAGUUGCAAAUGGUUUUGUCCCUAUCCAGCAUGGUGCUCCUGGAUUUCACCCACCUGUCCAUCAGUUUCCUGGCCCACCUAUGUUUAACCUUAGGCCUCAAAUGAAAUUGAACCAACCUGGAGUUUCAUAUCCCAUGCAUGACGCUGUUGACAGGUUUUCGACCCACAUGCGCCCAUUUGGGUGGCCUAAUCCUCUGGAUGAAUCAUGCCCACCUCACCUGCAAGUUUGGAAUGGAGGCAGUGGUGUGUUUCCUGGUGAACCCUAUAUGUAUGGUAGGCAAGAGUGGGAUCAGAACAGACCACAUGCUGGCAGCAGAGGAUGGGAGGUGACUGGUGAUGCAUCGAAGGGACUAAAUGAAGUGCCUGAUGCUGAACUUCCAGUUGCUAAGGAGCCGGACUGUGCAGCAACUGCUAUUUCCGAGUCUUCUGGUGGACAACACAACCUUCAGUCUCAGAUCAAGCAAAAAGAAAUUGAACACUUGACAUCAGAAAACUGUGAAGCAAAGGAUGAUUCUAAAAGUGCCUUGAAAAGUUUGGAAGCUCCUCAAGGAGAAUCAGUUAUGACUUCUAUCCUGUCAAAGAAUGGUGCAGUCUUUUCUAAAAGCUAUCUAUCCAGAAUUAGCGUGUCAUAUGAUCUUGUUGAGUCAGAGUUGUACAAAAGGUGUAUAUCCUUGCUGGGAGACUUGGGUGUAACCAAAGCCCCUCUGGAGGUUAAGAAUGAACCUAUUCAGAACAAUGGAAAUAUUGGAAAGGUAACUAGAAAACAUGGAAGCCCCAAUCCUUUCAGUUCACUUUACCUGAAGAGUAACAGUACUAUCUUUCAGAGAGCUAUGGUCCUUCACAAGAAUCAGAUAGGAAAGGGUUUAGUUCCUACUAAGAUGGACUUACCAGAAGAUUCUCAUGUCACAGAAAUGCUUGACAGUACUCCAAAGGAACCAGUGGUGAGCAACCCUGCUCCACUCAAUUGCCCUGAUAUUAUUGAGGAAGGGUCAACGUCAAAACUGGAACCUGGUGAUGGCAUGGGGACGGCAAAUCCAGCAACUGCAGAAUCUGGUGGUGGGGAGGAACCUCCAGCAAUCAGUCAACCUGAUGUAGAGAUGGAGGCGGUGGCACGACCAGCAAUCACAGAACCAGAAAUUGAAGUACCUACUGAUGGCCUGGAGGAUAGUGCGCCACAAGUAACUCUAGAACUUGCUGUUGAUUUGCCGGAAGCUACACCUGCUGAUGGCCUGGAGGAUGUUGCACCUUCAGCCGUUGGUGAAUCAGGUGAUAGCAUGGAGGUUAUGCCUCCUGCCAUCACAGAACCUAACAUUGGCAAGGAGGAUGCUCCUGCUGUUGCUAGUCCUGACGGUCAAGAGAGACCCUCCAUCAUGCAUGCCAGUGCUGAGACAGGUAUGGAAGAAGAGAUUGAUAAAGUUAUCGAUGAUAAUCCUGGGGAUGGUGAGGUGAACUCAUCUUUCCUUGCCCCCGAGUUGGAUGUCGCUGCAAGCGAUGCUCAUGAUUCUGAAGCUAUGUUGGUGGAAAGUAGGGUAAAUUUAACUCGGAUACCUAAUUCCCCAGAAAGUACACAUUGAACUCCUUUUUAUUCCAUUUUUAAUUCCUUUUUGUCUGA
Molecule: messenger RNA, 4078 nt
Organism: Phragmites australis (common reed)
Lineage: Eukaryota; Viridiplantae; Streptophyta; Magnoliopsida; Poales; Poaceae
Exons: 5
Coding region: 309-4040 (1243 amino acids)
Source: RefSeq, a predicted model, not a curated record